UCACACAGAUGCUUAUGGCAAAUGUUUGCUAAAAGUCAAAAUUAAGGAAUUAUUUGCAAUGAAAUGAAAUUAAUCACCAUAUAAUCAAUCUUUGAUUAUCAGAAAAAAUUUUGAUGUUUUGGAGUAAUUUUUUUUUUCUGGUCACUUGGCUGUUGAAAGCCAUUUAAUACUUAAAGUUCAAACUUCAAAUUAUCAAAGCUCAUAAGCUUUGAAUCAAUGAUAAAUUGAUGCCUUGUUCUUGGUCCCCCACCAACUUGAUUCCUACGUUUAUUUCAAGUCUCUAUCAUCCAUUGUGGUGAGCUAAUCCAUUCGAUUUUAGCCCCCUAAAUUUUCUAUUCCCUCGAAGCCAAACAUCUCAGGAAACCUGACAGAAACUCACCUACUUAUCAUUUCUAGUUUCUGAAAGCAGUGUUUACUUAGUAUAAAGCUUUGCAUGUUUGAUUGUUUUCAAGAUCCAAGCACACCCUUUUCUUUGCAUUGUUUGACAAGUUGUUUUUCAUGGAUCUUGUAAGUAAAAGUUACACGAAUACGAUCCGACUUUCACAAGCUCUUUCUCCAAUCACAAGUCCAGGAAAGUCAAUCUUGGGGCCUUAUUUGCAUUCAUCUGAUACAAGUUUUCCCAUUAUAGCUAUUGCUGUCGUAGGAAUUUUAGCUACUGCUUUCUUGUUAUUAAGCUACUAUAUCUUUGUCAUCAAGUGCUGCUUCAAUUGGCACAGGAUUGAUCUUCUAAGGCGAUUUUUUUUAUCUCGAAGACUACCCGAAGACCCUUUAAUGGCAUCCUCUCCAGCAAUGGAACAGAGAGGACUCGAUGAAUCUGUGAUAAGGUCAAUCCCAAUAUUUCAAUUCAAAAAAGGUGGAAACAGCAGAGAUUUUGGAGAGAGAAGUUUUUGUGAAUGUGCAGUUUGCUUGAAUGAGUUCCAGGAAGAUGAGAAGCUAAGAAUAAUACCAAACUGUAGCCAUGUUUUUCACAUUGAUUGCAUUGAUGUUUGGCUUCACAACAAUGCCAAUUGUCCACUUUGCAGAACAAGUAUUUCGAGUUCUAGUCGGUUCCCAGUUGACCAAAUCAAUGCUCCAAGAUCAACUCCACAAGAUCCAAAUCCAUAUACCGAAAAUAUCAUUAGUGAUGAUGAAGAUUUUGUGGUGAUUGAAUUAGAUAACCAUAGUUCCACUGAUCAAAUAUUGCUUGGUGCAGAAGAAAGAUUGAACUCGGGGGAGUUAUGGACACAGUCUAUUAGCCCUUCACCAAGGAAAUUGGAGCAGAGAAUUAUGCAGAAAAAAGCAAGAAAGCUUCAUAAAGGGACUAGCAUGGGAGAUGAAUGCAUUGACAUUAGAGACAAAGAUGAGCAGCUUGCAAUACAGCCAAUAAGGAGGUCUAUCUCAAUGGAUUCAUCAGCAGAUCUGCAGCUCUAUUUAGCAGUUCAAGAAGCUGUAAGACAAAGCAGACAAGUCACUGAGGUUAGCCCCAGUGAAGGUUGCAGUAGCAGAGUGAGAAGACCUUUCUUUUCUUUUGUUCACGGCAAAGGGUCCAAAAGUGCAGUUUUGCCCGUUUAUUUGGAGCCAUAA
This is a messenger RNA of Durio zibethinus, 1563 nucleotides long. The record is from RefSeq and is a predicted model, not a curated record. Lineage: Eukaryota; Viridiplantae; Streptophyta; Magnoliopsida; Malvales; Malvaceae.